UACCCAAAAAAAGCUGCUCACUCUUUUCUUCACUCCCCUCUCUUUCUUUUUCUUCUGCCGAAACUUCCAUCCAUUCAUAAAGACCCUUUUAAACCUUUACAAUCCAGAAAGUGGUUUAUUUGAAUAUUUCUUUUAAGUAAAAAUGAGACUGGAGAGUAGUUUCAAGUCGUUGAAUCAGUACCGGAAGAAGAUGUUCAGGAGAGUAAAGGAGGCGGUGAUGAAGACGAAGAAGAAGAAGAAACAGACUAUGUUUCAGUACGAUCCAUCUAGUUACGCCUUGAACUUCGACGAUGGAGGAGAGGUUCCUCAAAGAUUCUCCGGCGACUUUAAACACGGGAAGAUAACUUUGAUUUACGUUGUCUCUGUCAAAUUUUGAGAAUUUCUCUUUCUUUCCUUUCACAUUCGGUUACAGUUUUGAAGCAGUCCACACUUGUUUCAGUGUCUCCCCCUCUCUCUCUCUCUC
This is a messenger RNA of Brassica oleracea var. oleracea, 463 nucleotides long. RefSeq lists its product as uncharacterized. The record is from RefSeq and is a predicted model, not a curated record. Bases 143 to 376 code for a protein of 77 amino acids. The transcript has a single exon. Lineage: Eukaryota; Viridiplantae; Streptophyta; Magnoliopsida; Brassicales; Brassicaceae.